UCAAGAGGCCUGACGGCCCAGUUCUUGCGAGUCCCCAUGGCACGGUGAGCCCUGGGAUCGCUUCAAUGAAGCUACGGGCGAGCUGGCUCACCCUCAUUGCGGUGUCGGGCGCAUGGAAGCUGCGGAAAGGGAACUUGACAGGUGAGCAUGAAGCUGAUAUGGAAUGCGCCCGGUACCUAUGCAGCGAGGGCUGGGCGCCCAAGGAGGACCACCACCGGCGCUUUGGGUCCAGCGACGCGGCGUGCUGCGACAAGACCUGCGCGCUGUGGACCUGUGGUGAGGGCUUCAAGCAGAAUCCGCGAUAUGCAUCUAACGUUUUCCAAAACAACGAGAUGUGCUGCGACAAGACGUGCGCGAAGAUCACAUGCGACGCCGGCUUCUCGAACAAGGGGGCCUCAGUGGUGGCCCUUACGCACGACGAAUGCUGCGACACGACCUGCGCCCUCUUCACCUGCGACGGAAACUGGAGUAGCUCAACGAGCAAAUCUUCCAGGGUGGGCAGCGAUUUCCAAACCUGCUGCGAGCCGAACUGCGCCCUCUUCGACUGCGGGGCAGUCGGAGCGGAGCCGGACCCUGCAGCCUACGGCCGGGCGGGGCAGUCCAAGGACAAGUGCUGCUUGAAGACCUGUGCAUCCUGGACUUGUCCCUUCGGGUACGGCAUGCCGGAGAGCAAGGUGCACUUGUCCCGCCCAAGCGACGCCACCUGCUGCGAGAAGAAGCUGUGCUCCGCGUUCCAGUGCGGCGAGGGAUGGCAGCGGAACCUGAAAGCCAACGACGUCCGUGGGCAUUCAAACGAGGAGUGCUGCACGCGAACCUGCGCACUCUUCCAAUGCGACCAGUCCGCGGGUUGGAUCAAAAACGAAGCCCAUGCCGGCUUGGUGGGCAGCGACCCAGAAACCUGCUGCUCCCCAACCUGCAGCCGCUACACCUGCAGCGAGGACUGGCUGGCCAUCGACUCGAAGAAGACGUCUUUGGGUGCGUCGGAUGCGGAAUGCUGCGCGAAGACUUGCCAGCUCCACGAGUGUGAUGCCGCUGCCGGCUGGAAGCGGAACCCCUCGGCGGCGGCGAAGGGUCCCAGUGACGACCCCACCUGCUGCCUGGCCACCUGCAAAAGGCACGCCUGUGGCGAAGGCUGGGUCUCAAAUCCAGCGACGCUGUCGGAGGAGAAGGACACAGAUGAAGAUUGCUGCCUGAAGACCUGCGCCCUGCACAAGUGCGACCCUGCGGAUGGCUGGGCUCAGGACCCAGCCAAAGCCGCAGUGGUGGGGAGCAACGACACGGAGUGCUGCACAGCAACCUGCAAGCAACAUACCUGCAGCGCAGGCUGGGUCCUCAACAAGGAGAAGGAAAACCUGGCUGGUGCCUCUGAUGAGGCAUGCUGCCUUGAGACUUGCAGCUCUCACCUUUGCGCAGCCGACAAGAUGGUCAAGCGGCCCAACAUCGACAAUACCCCUGGGACCACGGAUGAAGCGUGCUGCGAGCACGAACACUGCCAAGCUUGGCCGCACAAGUACAAGGAGGCUCCGAAGGGAUGUGAGGCUGCGGAUAUCCAUGAUGACUGCAACAACAUGUUCCAAUCCACCGUCCUCGACGGGUUCGCGCACCUCAGCCGCUGCGGCUACUUCUCAGUGUCCGGCCAGGUGUAUCGAUGCGGAGCCCUCAAGACGCCCAUCCGGUGCGUACCCGAGUGAGCUCAUGGAAGACUGUCAAAAGCUGAGGGGGCUCAAUGUCCCAUCGGGGGGCUCAGCGCAAGAAGGGUGGAAGUAGAGUGCAAGAGUUCGUGGAUUCCACUGGGGCAUCCUUGCCUGAACAAAUGACACAUGACUGUCAACUCUACCCAAAUUGAAGCCACAAGGAGGUGGAUGGUUUGGUGCAUUUUGCCUGGGGGCCGUCCCUGACCCCCGAAUUUCCAGGGCUCAGGCGCAUAUUGGAACCACACAGAUUGUUGGAACAUCCUCAAUUUCGACAAGCUCGUGGUGCCCCGCCCCGCAAAGAGACGACGAUGCACUCAGAAUGAUGGCAUCAAAAGCGUUGCGCGGGCCGUGGCUCAGGGAUUGGCCUGGGUACAACUGGCAGCCGCAGCGCGGACA
Messenger RNA from Effrenium voratum, 2090 nucleotides. NCBI's taxonomy places the organism in Eukaryota, Dinophyceae, Suessiales, Symbiodiniaceae. The record is from the annotation of a GenBank genome assembly.